CCUCGAUUUCGAUGCACCUCGUCGUCGUCGUGUUCCGCAGAACGCUACGCGCCGCGCUCGCAACCACUGUGGAACCCUGCGCGCCAGCUAAAUCCCUGAAGAACCAACGUUUCGAGCAUCCUCGCUCGACUGCAGCGAUCAAACACGAAUCGAUCAGACAUGAAGUACUCACCGCAGCAGCAGCAGCAGCAGAAGCAGCGGAAGUCGGAGAGCGAUGUCGCGUCCGUGGACGCGACCCUAAGCCGGACGUCAGCGUCGGCCACGCAGGAUCAACGGAAAAGCUCGUCGGCGUCGUCGUCGACGAGGGCGGCUGUCUGCCGCUCGCCAUCCACUGGCAUGUUUGCCUGGAUGCGUGUGUUUCGGCUAGCGUCGAUGCUGCACCAGGUCGGCUGCUAAGGCUCCCUGUAACAGCAUAGCCUCUGAGAGAGAAAGAGAGAGAGGGAGCAAACGAGAGAGAGAGAGAGAGAGAGAAGAAAGAGAGAGUCAAUAGAGUCGUAUUUUAAACAAUCUCAGAUUAAAUAAUCAAUAUCGUACAACAGCGCACGGUUGACACGCGCGCGGGGCCUCAAGUUUCAGCCCCCAUGUGUCACGAGUCACGCGUGUACGUAUAUAUUUGUGAAACACGGCCGGGGUCCGAGAAAAAAGAAAAAAAAAACGUAGGGACCGCGGCCGGUGUUUGUAGCCCGAUCAUAGUUACGUGAAGGCGGAUCGCGCGUCUCGCGACAGAGAUCGUGCGAUUCGCCGUGUAGAGACGUCGAAGCACCGUGAAGUUGGGCCGCGCCCGGGGUUGCUAGUGCACGAAAAAUAUAAAAGUCUACCUCCCUUCUUGCCAGAAUUCUUGCUAGAUGAUUCAUUUGCAAACGCGCUCUUGCACAACGGUUUGUACAACUGGUUUGGGUAUAAUGUGCGCGAUAUAAUUAUUCCCUUCUUGUUCGUUUCCGAAUAACGUUCUACUCUAUUUUGUCGUUUUCUGUUAAUUUAAAGUCUGUUAAUUAAAAAUUAUUAUUCUAUCAAAAUUUCUUAUUCCACGCAGGAGAAUGGCUCUUAGUCAGCCUUCUGAAAAUACUGAAGGUGUAAUUUAGUUUAGUUUAGUCGUACUGAUCCAUUCGCCACACCUCCCGCGAGAGGGUUGGCGCGGCCCCGGUCACGCACGCACGCGGAGCAGAAUAUACGCGCGUGUUCCGCGAGUAACGUUGCGUGUAUAUUUAUGUACAUAUAUAGAAACUGAUGAAUAAUGCGGGCCACGUAUGCGGAAACGUUGUAACUCGUUGUAAUUCGAAUUCACGAAAUUCGGACUGCUGCGGCUCGAAGGAGACAGCUUCGCCGGAACGUUUGAAAGCUGCCGCGACACGCAA
This is a messenger RNA of Ooceraea biroi (clonal raider ant), 1355 nucleotides long. RefSeq lists its product as uncharacterized. The record is from RefSeq and is a predicted model, not a curated record. NCBI's taxonomy places the organism in Eukaryota, Metazoa, Arthropoda, Insecta, Hymenoptera, Formicidae.